This is a messenger RNA of Arctia plantaginis, 4005 nucleotides long. Lineage: Eukaryota; Metazoa; Arthropoda; Insecta; Lepidoptera; Erebidae. The record is from the annotation of a GenBank genome assembly.
AUGUUGUAUGUGUUUCAUGUUGACGCAGGUCAAAUGACCACAUAUGACAUGAGCCUCACACUGCAAAAUGUUUCGACGUUAAAACUAGCUAUUGAGAGAAAAACCAAAGUGCCAUCAAAUCUUUUGGUGCUUCUUGUGAGUGGAGGUGAAGUCCUACAGUCAGAUCAUAUGGUCUCCUCAUAUAGUGCGGGGACCGACAGCAACCCAAUAUAUAUGUUUAGUAAACCUUGCAUGAAGGAAAGUCAUCUAAAACAAUCUAUGUGCGACUUAAGCCCAAUAGUGGAGUUAAGUACUGGAGAGUUCUCCAGCGAGAGUCGUACUGCAUUUGAUGGUAAAUCUUAUAUGGAGCUGAAGGCUGCAGUAGAGAAGUGUUGCUCACAACAAGCAAAUGUUUAUACUGUGAUAAACUGCGCAACACUAGCACAGCAGUUCAGUGAUCUGGCACUGGAAGUAUCCAGAAGUUGUGAGCUGCUGGUGCAUGAUCAACAUUUGCAGCACCAGGGCUGGGCUGCGGUGGUGGCAAACUUAGAAGAUAUCUUCAACGAGUUCUGUGAGAGGUCAAGAAAUUUUAAAGAUGCGUUCCGAAAACAUAGACUAAAAAAAGAAGACUAUCAUGAAAAAUUGAGUGGCCUGAAUGAAGUUUUAGAAUCUCUAGGCAAAAUACCAAUAUUGCCCGCUCUUCAAUUGAACGCCGAAGCGCAUCGAUUUUCAGCCUUCGAUGUCUUUGAAGACACCGAUUUUGAGGGUCCCCAUUACCGAAUGACGCACCCGCUCGACAACAGUUCUGAGACUAAAGCGUACCAGGACUUUGGAGUUGAAGCGUUCAAAUUAUCUGACGAAGACGUUUUCAAUCAAGACCGAUCUUCGGCCAAUGAAGGGGUAUCCACUUCAGAACCAGUACCUCACAUUGAGGCGUCAGAUGAAGAAAAAUCCUUCAAAGCUCAGUCGUAUGAAGGCAAGGAAGAACCUUCUUUACUACACUGGAUUCUGGCGCAAGGAAAUAAAGCGUCUUUGCAGGAUAUUGUGGAUUAUUGCCAAAAGGGAUUAGCUUUGCUAAACGCCGAGCCUUUGAAAGAGCGCGAGGCGGAAUUGUACCAUAUAUUAGAGUACGCCAACAUGCAUGGUUUGAAGCAGCUAAAAGGAAUUGAGGAACGUUUAUAUGGAUUAGGCCAGCUACUCCACGAAGUGAAGAAACUAGAGCGUGAUCAAAGAGAUCAAGCUGCUUCCCUUAUACAGUACCGCGACCGUCUAAACACAGCAUGCGACCCAUCAGUACUACCCACGUUGGUACAAUCUCACUGGUGCCAGCUCAAGAAACUAUUGAAAGGUUACCAAACCCUGAUCGACAUCCGAAGGCGCAUAGCCAACUCUAAGGAGGAAUUAUGCAAUGUAUUAAAAGCCAGGUUACAAGCGGUGCUAAUGAUCGAGAACAAGAUGUCAGUGCAGGAUGCGCAUGCUAUGUUAUCUUUCCAGUGCUUCAACCGAUUGUCCCGGUACUUUGGCAUCGUUGCGCAGCUACACAAAGCACCGAAUGUGUUCAUACGUGCUGUACAUGAAGUGGCUCGACGGAGAAAGUUCUCGCAAGCCCAUCUUCAGUGGGCAACGGAUUUGUCGGAGAAGUUACAUAAAAUUCAUCAAGAAGAAGUAGAGAGGCGGCAAAACUUUAACACACUGUUCGAAGGCCAUUUUCUAAGAAGUCUGUUUCCGGGAAUGACAGAAUUUCCGCCCGCGUUUGCGACGCAAUCACCUCCGCCAUUCGACGCUAAUUUACCGAAACUGACAGAUUCUGACGUGGAGUUCGUAGCCAAUGCUUUUCCUGAUCUAGCUAAAGAAGUACCUGCCUAUGAUAUGAACGAUACUGUACAGUUUUUCCAGCAAAGAUUACGAGCGUCAGUAAGUCAAAGUAGAGACGCCGAUGUUCAAGUCGACGUUGAAAAAAAUUUCGAGUCAGUGACGGACGCUGGCGACUUUGAUAAAUGCGAGCAGAGUGAGCAGAAACAGAAAGUCGACAUGUCUACGAUUUGUGUACCUGAUACAAUGACCGUGUCAACGGUGACCGAGGAUAAUAUGGAUAGUCAUAAAAUAAACAUGGACAAUCUGCGGGAGUUUUUAAAUAAACUGUACAGUUUAUGUAAAGUAAAUAUUGUUUAUAUUCUGGAGGAAUUAAUUAAGUUGAAAAGUGAAGUCGAUGAGCAGAAGAAAUUUAUUAAUAGUGCGUAUUUAGAUAUAUUGGAGGCUUGGAAUAAAAGCAAUGAUGAGAGCGCACUAAGAUAUCGAGAACAGACCCAGAGAUUAACGGUAGAUCACGAAUUAGAACUAAGUGAUAUGAAGGCAACUCUUAAUGAAAAGGAUAACACAAUCGAAACGCUAAGAGACGAGAUUGAAAAUACAAAAGAAAAGUACAUAAAAGAAGUAGAAAGGGUUGAGAAAGACCAUGAGAGCACUAAGGCGGUAUUGGAAAAUACUCGAGACGAGAUUCAAGAUUUCGGAAAGAAGUUGGAGGAAAUUGAAGCGCAAAAGCAGAAACAGAUAAAGGAAUUGCAAGAAAAAAUGCAUCAAGAUUAUAAAGCUGAAAUAGAAUCCAUGAGAUCCAGGUUCAGAUUAGUAGCGCUGACGAACAUGGACCGUUCUCCAUCGGAGUCAAGUCUUGAGAAAAUCGAACGCACUGACGUCAUAGAGAUUACUAAUCACAAUGCAAUAGUAAUGCAGACGAAAGAGAAUGCCGAGGUGGAGAAAGAAGAGGCGGUAAAAGAAGCAGUGGCCAAGUGUGAGGCGGAAUGGAAGCUCAAACUUCAGACCGAAGUGAAUGCAUUGAAAAAUAAAUACGAGGCAGAUAAGCAGGUACAACUGAACGAUAUGACCCGACGUCUGCUGUCGGAGAAGGAUCGCCAGUUGGACGCGCUGCGGGAGCGCGAGGCGCAACUGACGCGCGAGUGUUUCAAGUAUCGCGAAACUAUACAGCAGCUCACCGACCCAGACACGAACGAUAGCGAACAAAUACUGAACACACAAUUACAGCUGACAACGCUAGAAAAUGAAAGAUCAUUACUUAAACAGCAAGUAGUAGAACUGAAGAAAGAAUUAGAAAAGAAAAACGAAGACACAGAUAAAAGUGAGAAAAGCAAAGAGGAAGACAGUGAUGGCAGGUCAUCUCCUAAGAAGGAAGAGGUCCGCAAAUGUCGGCUUCGUUGUCAUACUCCAUAUGGAUUGUCAACUGGUACACUAUCACUGUCCUCUUGUCUACCUGGACACACUGUACUUGUUAUGUGGGAACCGUCUCAUCACAACUACACUGUACUCCAGGAAGCGUCUGUGAUGUAUUUUGUACACAGCGAUUGCUUGCCAGCGCUUGGGCUAAGCAUAAGCGUUAAGAACGAAAGUGAACGAAAACUUUAUGCUAUUGCGGUCGUCGAGUCAAAAGAGUUCUGUUAUGCAAAGAGGAAUGGUAACCGGUACGGAAUGCCCCAGGCGUCCCGCUUCUAUCGCGUCCGCGUGUGUCCACCCGAGGAGCCGAUGCCAGUACCUCCGUGCUGCGAACACAAACACCGCUCAGAUGUAUCUGCAAUGAAGGGCGGCGUGCUGCCCGUGUUGCGUGACACCCGCCCGCUCAAGAAAUGGUUGACCUACAUGCAUGCUCCAGAUUCGAAAAAGUCGGUAGAUACAAGUCAGUCGACUAGUUCAACAACUGAGCAAAAUGUCCGAGCGCCUGAAGUAGCUACUGCCACCCUUAUAAAUUUGGAGUCACCCACUUCACCAGUUGAAGCUCCCCCGGUUGUAGCUUCUACUUCGCAAUCUGAAGAUCAACUGGAUUCGAUCGAGACUAGCGAACUAUGGCAGCAUACCAGGAUGCACCUUUCUUCAGUUAGUGCAGUCACCGACAUGGAAAGCAGCGUGGGACGAUUUUUGGGAGCGGAACCGCUGGAGCUGACCGUCAGCGCUGUGGCCGUGGUAGCGCGCGGCGACGACUCGGCCGCCUCCGAGAUGGCCGAGGAGGCCUCCCCUUGA